CCAAUCAGAUUCCUUCGCGCUCAGAGUUACUUUUCCGAAGUCGCCGCCGCCGGAGACCGUGACUUUGGCCGUUAUCGGGCGGGACACAUCCGGGGUAACGGAUUGUACCGGGGAGAGGACUGCGGCUACGGGAUCCGCCUGUCAGUGACGCCGACUAGCAGUGACAGACGACUGCUGCGUUCUUUAUGCGGGUGUGUCCUGCUGGAUUACUGCAGAGGGCCAGCUGUCCCAGUAAAGCAUUUGCACAAUGACAGGCCAAAAGUUUGCCAACGGAGAGAUUGUUAUGGGCAAGUGGCCGGGGAGCAGCCUCUACUAUGAAGUAAAGGUUGUGACGUUUGAUGCGCCCUCUCAACUUUAUACCGUGCGCUAUAAAGACGGAACAGAGCUGGAACUCAAAGAGGCUGAUAUCAGGUCUAUGACUAAUUUUCGAGUCAAGAAAAGGACUUCCAGCUCUCCUUCGAGGAGGAGGAGUCGGUCAAGGUCUCGUUCCCCUGCGCGCGUCCGAUCUCCAGGGCGUGUUCGAUCACCGGGGCGUGUCCAAACUCCACGGGCUUUAGGGACACCACAGCGUGUUCUACUUCCAGAGGACACCCAGAAUGAAAUCGAGCAGCCGUCAACCUCAGCCAGAGACGGCCGGAAAGGGGAUUAUUUGAAGGUUCAUCUCACACCGCUGAAACUUCAAGAUUAUAGUAUUGUGAAACGAAACGGCGAAGCGUCGGUCGUUCAGACAAAUAUUGAGUUUCACAGAGAGCCGAUACGCAGAGCAUUAGCACCGGUGGAGAAAGAGGUUUCAGUGGAAGAAGAGUAUGUAAAACAAGAGAAGGUUUUGCGGUAUAACCCCCAAAAAAAUAAUCUAGAAAAGAAAAAUGAUGACCUUGUUGUGACGAGACAGCCGGUAGAGAACAAUGUUUUGGAGUUUGGAGGGCCAAUGGGUGUUUCUUGUAUGAUGCUAUCUCUGCCGGUCUGCCUGUACUACUUGCUGUACAUGUGUGCACAGAAGGAUGCUCGUCUCUUUAAUUUCUACCCUCAACUGAAGUGGACUGACUUGUGGGACACGACAGUCUUUGGCUACUUUCUGCUGUGGAUUCUUCUUCAGGCGUUCUUCUACCUCCUUCCCGUUGGAAAGAUUGCACAAGGUGUUCCCCUUGCAAACGGGAACAGGCUGAGUUACAGAACGAAUGGAUUUCAUGCUCUGCUCCUGACCAUUGCGGUAGUAGCUCUGCUGCUGUACUACAAGUUCAGCUUCAUGUUCGUAUAUGAACGCCUCAGUCAGUUUGCCGCCUCCGCCGCCAUCUUCUCUGUUCUCUUAAGUUUUUACGUAUUUGUACGUUCCUAUAGAGCUCCACAGGAAGAACGCUCCGUGGCAGGAAAAUCCGGAAAUGUCCUCUACACAUUCUUCAUGGGCCGGGAGUUAAACCCUCACAUUGGCAAUUUUGAUCUCAAGUAUUUCAGCGUAGUUCAUCUAGGAUUAAUUAGCUGGGUUUUCAUUAACUUCAUGAUGAUGUUGGCUGAAAUGACCCUUUGGAAUCUUCACUACCCCUCCGUGUCAAUGAUCUUGGUAAACAGUUUCCAACUGUUGUACGUUUCCCAUGCUCUUUGGAACGAGGAAGGCAUUUUGUCCUCCCUGGAUAUUGCGUACGAUGGGUUUGGUUUUAUGCUGGCGUUUGGAAACCUGGCGUGGGUUCCGUUCACUUACAGCCUGCAAGCUGUAUAUCUGGUCACGCACGCGGUGGAGGUUUCGUGGGCACUCGCUGCAGCGAUUGCUGCUCUGAACGCUCUUGGCUACGUCCUAUUCCGGAGGGCAAACAACCAGAAGUAUGCGUUUAGGAAGAAUCCAAAUAGUGCCAGUCUUUCCUAUCUGACAUCCAUCCCGACUGCUGCUGGCAGUAGGCUCCUGAUCUCUGGCUUAUGGGGAUUUGUUCGGCAUCCAAACUAUUUGGGUGACCUUAUUAUGGCCUGGGCCUGGUGUCUGCCAUGUGGUUUCACCGUUGUCUUGCCGUACUUCUAUGGCUUCUUCCUCACCGGCCUUCUCGUCCAUCGGGUGAGCAGAGUUGAGCAUCAGUGUAAAAUAAAAUACGGAGUGGACUGGGAGAAAUACUGCCAGCUAGUGCCGUACCGUAUUUUCCCCUACGUCUACUGAACAAGACGCGCGCUUUGCAAUAUAUAACACAAACCUUAUCAGGUGUUCCACUCAGUGACAGAAGAAAUCUAUUUUGAGCCCGGUGUAAAUGUUUUGAUGUUUUGUAUAUAUUGUAUUUUAAAGUUUUAUUUGUUGAUGGGUAUUACCACGGCAGAGGUGCCUCACAGGGGCUACUGCUUUGCCGUCUGCGCUAUGCAAUGUCUUCCGUUUAAUAGAAGUUUUAGGUGGGAAUUUGGUUCCUCUCAGCUGGUGGAGGCAGAGAGUUGUUAUUGGUAAUCAGUCAGCGCUGAGCCUGUGCGGUCAUGAUGUGACGUCACGCCUCUGCAUCGUCCUAAUUCAUAGCGACCGGAGACUGGCUGCUUCUAUAAUAUGUCCCCUUCCUUAUUAGGGACCCAGUCCCUGUACACACAGAUUAUCAUGGCAGAAACUAUACUCGCGCUACAAGGUCUCCCGUAUGACAGCCAGCAAUUCUACGGCAGAAUUAUUAUUUUGCUGGCAUUCCAUUUGUUCAAAGAACGUCUAAUAGAGAAACAUUCCUGUCCACAUCUCUCGCCAUAGAUUGUACAUAUACCGGGGGGAGGUAUCUAUUGCUUUCAGGUACUCAAUCCAAAUGAAUAUUUCUUAAAAUAACGGACGUAUAUUCUUGUUGCUUGGUGCCUAGGUUAAUCACAGCUUUGUAUGCACAGAAAUAUAGUGUGUGUGUGUGUGUGUGUGUGUGUGUGUGUGUAUAUAUAUAUAUAUAUAUAUGUGUGUGUGUAUAUAUAUAUAUAUAUAUAUAUAUAUAUAUAUAUAUACACAUACAUACAUACAUACAUACAUACAUACAUACAUACAUACAUAUACACACACACACACACCCCAAGAAACAAACGAGGCGGCACUCAGAGGCUUGUGAACAUAUCAAAAAGUAUUGUGCGGUCAACGUUUCGGAGACCUCCACCCCGUCUUCAGGACAAAGUGCAAGUGAAAACAAAACAGUUUAAAUACAUUUACUCACCCCCGUCCACGGCCACGCCAUCUCCAUGGUGACACAGCCAGGUCCAGCUACGUCCCUUCCGCAUCAGGUGACGGACCAGGAAGUGCUAUGGCGUGGCCGUGGACAACGCUGGUGGGUGACAGCACCUUGUUUUGUUUCUUGUCGUAUAUGAGGGGUGAAAACUUCUGUGGAUGGCACCUGAGCAAGAAAAGUCCUGCAUGGAUGCCUUGAAUGCCGGAGUAUUUUGAGAUAGAUAUAUCAGAAAAAAUGUAAAAUAGUAUCCUGGCAUAUUAUUAGAGCUACCUCUCCUGAGCAUCUUACCUGGAUAUGUGUCAGUUUAUGUAGUAUUAUCAAGGCUAAACCCUGCUGUGUUUCCAGUUAAUAAUAGGACUUUCUAAAAAAAAAAAGGUGCAAUUCUCCAUAGUAAGCGGUAUGAGCCAUGUCCCGUAACAUCUGUGUAGGCAAAAAAGUCUACGUGUUGGUGCAGAGAGUUCUGUAGAGUGCUAGCCUUUGUUUCCACCAGCAGAGAUCGAACAUGAAAGCUUUGGUGCCCUCGUAUGGGCUGAUCACUGAGUACUUGGUAAUCAGCUCUCACUCGGGACCCUGUUACUUCCUGGGCAUAGUGUGCUAGGGUGGAAAUCUGGGCUAGAGCUACGAUCUGACUGGUAGCAGGAGAAAUGUUGGUACAUUAUGCGAGUUUGUGUUCUGCGCCACCAAAGAAGUUGUAUGUUUUAAACAUUGUAAGUUUCCAUUUGUUUUGCUUUUUGCAUACACUUGCAAAGCACCAGUCACCUACCGGCCGCAGUGCCGGGUAUUUGUGCGCGGAAUCGUUGGUGAUCCAGCCAGUUCCCUGCUAGCGAGCAGGUGGCUGGUGCACUUUGAUUUCCUCUGUGUACUUUGUUUAACACGUGUGUGUUGUCAGACUUGUUUAAUGUUAUGUUGUGAAACAUUCUUGCUCAGGACUUUGUAAUUUUGUAAAAUUUGCUACACAAUCAAAGUGUAAAAGAAAUAGUUCCACAUCUAAUUUUAAUAAGGAUUUUUCUGUGUUAUUCUACCUCUAAUGUAUACAAUUUUGCCACUUCGAUUUUAUUGUUUUUGGAAUACCGUUCAAUCACCCAAAUUUUUAAUAUACCUAGGGCAUAUGUUUUAUUUUCUAUUCAUAUUGUUGCCGUGAAUUAACAGCUGCGAUACAAUACAAACACACUUCCACACGUCACAUGAAGAGCAUCAGUCAGCCCUCGCCAGUCCUUACUGCCACGUGAAUCCUAGCUUGAUUCACUGGUUUUGUACAAAAGUGUUUUAUAUACAUGUGAAUAUAUAUUUUAAUUUUAUAAUCAUGUUUUUAUAACGUGAUACGUUGGAGAAAUAUAUACCUUUUUAUAUUUUGCUAUGUUGGUUGCCGUUAAUGUUUUUAUAAAGCAAUACGUUUAAACUGUUGAAUGCGUGAAGCAUUACCGUUUUCCACAAAUGUUUUUAUUAAAAUGUUGCAAAUAAAUGUUUUUGUCUGCUCUGA
Pseudophryne corroboree (corroboree frog) is the source of this 4629-nucleotide messenger RNA. RefSeq names its product lamin B receptor (gene LBR). Lineage: Eukaryota; Metazoa; Chordata; Amphibia; Anura; Myobatrachidae. Bases 248 to 2140 code for a protein of 630 amino acids. The transcript is spliced from 15 exons. The record is from RefSeq and is a predicted model, not a curated record. Gene Ontology annotation, cellular component: nuclear inner membrane. Gene Ontology annotation, molecular function: Delta14-sterol reductase activity. Gene Ontology annotation, biological process: cholesterol biosynthetic process.